AGUACCCUAUGCAAGUGACCUAUUUCCUCUGAAUUAUUUUCAUCAACUCUUGACUAGGCUAAAUUACUCAAAUAAAUUUUAAAAGUUGACAUUUUUUCCUCCCAAUGAGGAUUUAUCUUUCUUUCAUUCUCAGGCAGGCAAAGCACAUUUUAAGUCCAAACUUAAGUCUUGGCGAUGCCAACCACAACAACCACCUCGCAGGUCGUGACUCCCGUGGAGACGCCGUUCUACGAUGUGGAGAAAAGACUGGACGAUGAAAGUAUAGAUGACUAUGACGCUGUGCUGUUUACCGUGUGUGACGUGUUCGGGAGACCGAGGGGAAAGUUUGCUGUGGGGUCGGGGGUGAAGAAAUUUGUGAAGGAAGGGAUGGAGAUGCCCAACAGUGAGUAUGCCCACUGGCCAAAUCUGUUACAUUUGCUAUUACGAUAACAGUAACAUUUCGUGAUAUUGUCAUAAUUUGAAAACAAAUCAUCACAGGAACAUAGCUAUGCUGUUGUCAAAAUCAAUAACAUAUAAAUCACAUUGCCAUAAUGAGCACAGUAACAUAUUUAUGAUAUUGCCAUAAUGAGCUCUGUACCAUAGUAAUGAUAUUGCCAUAAUGGGCACAGUAACAUUUAAUGAUAUUGCCAUAAAGAGCGCAAUAACAUAUUAAUGAUAUUGCCAUAAUGAGCACAGUAUCAUAGUACCGGUAACAAUAUUGCCAUAAUGAACACAGUAUCAAAAUAAUGAUAUUUCCAUAAGUAUUAAUUAGAGUCUUGAUUGAAGGUAUACAGAACAAACGGUAAGAUUCAAACAAUGGAUCAGUGAUAUUAAACAAAUUAUUUUUCACACCUUCCCCCCAGCCACCUGUGUUUUGGGUUUCAACUCUGAGGUUCCUAAAACAGUUCUGAGAUACAGCCAAGCAAAAGCAUCCACCUGUCGAAUGUUUCCUGAUCUGUCAAGCCUGCGACCCCUGAGUUGGUUGUGCAAGGAAGGAAGAAAGGUCCUUGGUUAUUGAAAUGUGCAGAAACAAAACCAGCCUUAAAUUGCGCCUGGUGUCAUAGGCUUGCAAUUAUAUCGUAGAAUGUAUAUUUCUUAUCUCUAGAAAACAUUAGUUAACAAUGAUAACAGUGUCAGACUGCCAUAAACAUAAAGCUUUCAAGUAGAUUAAUGAGGCACAAAUAAUUUUUGUACAUAAAAUAAUAUAGGUUUAAGCUUUAAUUAUGUUUACCCUAAACACUUCAGCAAAUGACUUCAUCAGUAGGCCUACAAUAAAAACAUUAAUAUAAGUAUAAUUUAAUUGACAUAAUACAUAUAUAUAUAUAUAUAUAUAUAUAUAUAUAUGUGUGUGUGUGUGUUUCUUACCUAAAAUUAAGUGUAGGAUACAUAUAUAUUUGAAUUAUGUAAAUUUAAUUUGCACUUAUAUGAAUUUUUUUUGUUGUACUGACGAAGGCAUUUGCCGAAGUGUUUGCAUUUGUAUUCUGUGUAACCUUAAAUAAAGCUUAACCUAUAUCGUUUUAUGAUUUAUGUACGCAAAUUGUUUGUGCCUCAUUAAUCUAGAAAACAUUAGCCGGCAUUAGGGAAUCACAAAUGAAGGAGCUUAACCCCCACCCAUCCCCAACAACCCAUUUGAAGUCCUACUGUUUGUGUGCAUGAAUUUUAUUUUACAGAUAAAAUACAGGAGAUAGUAAGUUAAGUAAGGUAAAUUUUGGAAACCCAACUCCCCCUUUUUUUUUUUUAAAGAAAGGAUUUCAGAGUUCGAGGUCAAACAUUACAAUAUGGUACCUACAAUGUUUUAUUUCUUUAUUUUAUUUCUUUGCAUUUUAUUUCUCAUUUACAAAAGGAACUCAAGCAUGGCAAACUAAUAGUGACCAGUAGUUUUUAUAUAAAUAAUAAUAAUGAAUUUAGUAUUGUUUAAAAAGUUUUGAUCCUCGAAUCAAAGAUUUGUGUGGUGAUUUCCUGCAAGGCGCAUGCCUUUGAUCUGAUUAAAAGAAAUAUAAAUGUCGUAGAGGAUGUUUCCUGUCCGGCAUAUUCUGUACAUUGGUGGUUCACAAAAUGGUGGUCUGGACAAUCCAAUAACCAGAUAACCUGAUGUUUCUGCUGUAAUUAAAUCGUGGAUAUGAUUUUUGUGUGACCAUUCACGACUCCUUGUUCUUUUCAGGUGGGCCAGGUGUUGUGUGACUUGUACGACUCGAGCAAAAAACCCGACCCUUCCUCACCCCGAGAGAUUGCCAAGAGGCAGGUUGCAGCACUGGAGAAGAUUGGUUUCCAGAUCAUGUCGGCUCAUGAGACAGAAUUCAUGAUGUUCCACAAGGGAACACUAAACCCAAUGGGAGGGAACGUGAGUCAGUCAUUUAAUCUCACCAAUUAAUCAUUUAAUCUCACCAAUUAAUCAUUUAAUCUCACCUAUUUGUCAUUUAAUCUAAACAGCUUUUUUAAACUCACCAGCUGGUCAUUUAAUAACACAUUUGGUCAUGUAAUCUCACCAGUUGGUUAUUUAAUCUCACCAGCUGGAUAUUAAAUUUCACCAUUUGGGUAUUAAAUCUCACCAGUUGAACAUUUGAUCUCAUUAGUUGAUGUUGUGAGUGUUGAAAACUUAAUUAUAUUGAAAAGCAUUUCCUUUAGGGUGCAGACCUGUUGCAUCUAUUAGUAACUUUAAAUAAGUGCAAUGUUAAGUCCAGAAUCUAAGAAGACCUAAGUUAAAUUGCUUCUUUACUGCUGUGCUGUCAAAAGGCCAAUAUACAUUAAAAUUAAACAGCAUUUGUUGAUGUUUUAGUAUGAAAAUAAUUUUUGUCUCUUUCCAGAUCCAUGAGAUUGUCAACAUGUACAGACUGGACGGUGAGCUGUCAUUUUUAUAUGAUGUCAUGUUGGGCUUGUUGAACUCUGGCAUUCCAGUUGAGACACAAAUGGAAGAAUUCCAGCCUGGUCAAGUGGAGGUAGGAAAAGUCGAAACAUUUUUAAAAAGAGAUUAUGUUCAUUUCAUCAAAUAAAGGUGUACAUGCUGACUUAAAUGUGAAGUAAUGGAUUGAUUGGAGUUACUGCUACAAAAUAAAGUAUAUUUUUAUUAAUACCACAAUAUUCAUAUUUGAAUCAUGGAAUCAAUUUGAUUUGAUGUCUUUGUUUUACUAGUCACUUUUAUGUUGUUGUUUGUUUCAAAAAAUUUAAAUAAAAGGAAUCAAAAAUCAAUGAUAAUGCAUUUGAAAAAAAUUGAUUUUCUGUUUUUAUUUAUUAUCUCAAAAUAUUCUAAAAAAAACUAAGUAUUAUAUUUCUCUGUCAGUACUCUCUCCUAUCUCAGUUCUUUAAUUUAUCUGACAGCACUCUCGACAAUCUAAGUGUUAUAUUUUUCUUCCAGUACUCUCUACAACCUCAGUAUGGGAUCAAGAUGGCAGACUGUGUUCAUAGAAUGCGAUACAUUGCCAAAGCUAUCGGUGACACUGGCGGCUUUGACUCAGUUUUUAUGACCCGUCCUCAUGCAGAGAACCAAAGCAAUGGCUACCAUUUAAAUCAUUCUCUCUGGACCCUGGAUGGAAAGUAAUCAAAACAGAAUAGCCGUAAUGUUUCAUUUUUAAGCUCUCUUUGUUUUAUCGGAAAAGGCAUAUCUCAAUAUAUUGUUUUGUUUAAACAGAAAAAUAUUGUUGAAAACUUUAAAACAGUAGAUAACAAACAAAACACAUACUCCCACCCAAACACCCCCCUCCCCCCCACCCCCCCCACCCCCCCAUGAUUAAAUGAAAUAAUAAAUGAAGGACUGUGAAAUGUUUUUAUCUUAUUGUCCUGUCUUUCAAUUCAAGCUUCCACAUACCUUGUCCUACUAUUUCCUUAAAUAAAAUACCAUUUAAUGGUGACAUAGCUUGUCAUUAUACUUUUUGAAUUUAUGCUAAAAAAUGGCUGCCUUCAAAUGUGUGUUUAUAUUUUUAAAUUGUUGUACCUUCUUUCAAUGAAAAUCUAUCAUUAACAAAGGCUUUCAAUGUGGCCUAGUAAAAUGAAUGCCUUUUUUUUUUUAACAUUAAUUUGUAAACCAUUUAUUUGUCUUUUUCCAGAAAUGCUUUUUAUGACCCAGAUGGCGAUCACAAAUGUUCAGAGAUUUUACGUCAUUGGGUGGCAGGUCUACUUCUGCAUGGACACGCUCUGUUGGCUCUAUUCAACCCAACAACAAACUGUUACGAGAGACUGCAUGGUUUCUUUUCACCAAGUGACAAUGUCUGGAAUUAUGAUGACAGGUAAUGUUUCUCACAAUAUUUUAUCAUUGUUGAAAGCAAUAAAUGCAAUAUUUUUCUUUAGUGGAAAUUAUUUUUAUUAUUUGAUGUUAUAAUAUAUUUUAAUAUAUGCCAACUAGUUUCAACUACAUUUGAAAGUAAAAUACAUUUAUUUUUAUGGUACAAAAAAUAUUCAUUAGACUAAUCCAAAAUCAAAUAUAAAUUAUUUUUGUCAAAAGCUGUUCAUUAAAAUUAGUAUUGGACAACAAAAACUAUCUUUAAGCAACAUUAUAAAGUAUUUAGGCCCACAUAUUAUAUCUUAGGAAUGUCACACUGCAUAAAUUGUUGGAGUAUCCACAGCCAUUCAGGCUAAAAAGAAUUUUUUUAAACUCUUGCGUCUCUCAAGUAUCAUACCUUGAAUAUUAUUCUUCUAGAAAUGCCAGACUGCGUGUUAAGACAAAAGGCAAGAACGUACAUAUAGAAGAUAGGUCCCCAUCUUCUGCUUGCAACCCUUACCUUGUACUAGCUGGUCUUAUAGCAGCUGGUAUGGAUGGUAUUGUCAACAAAUUGGAAUGUCCAGCACCAAGAGAGUUCAGGUAAAAUUUUGGAUGUCUGCUUAUGAGAGAAUUCAGGUAAAUUUCCCCCAUCAAUAGAAUUCAGGUCAAAUGUAAAUGUAAUGCACCGAGAGACUUCAAGGAAUUUGGUUGUGGACUAUCACAAAAAAGAUUUAGUUUUACUUCUUUACUUUACAAAAAAAAUAUAAUGUUAUAAAUUUUGGUUCAACGUUCCUUACUCUGUAAGGUCAAAAAUAAAUCUAUAAAUCUAUCAGUAAAUUAUUUUUUUUUAAAUUUUAUACUUUACUUGUUUACAAAUUAAAUUUUAAUGCACUAGUAAGAAAGCUUUAUUUCCACUCAGAUGUUAAUCAACUUAGUUGAAACAUUGGAAAUGUUUAAGGAAAAUCAGUAUUAUUAUUACAUUUUUUAAAAACAAAAUUUCCUUUUUUUUAAAUAAUAAUUUAAUGAUAUUUUUUUAUUUACCCUUUCCAUUUUUCUUAAUUUCCCCAAAUGUUCUCCACUACUUCCAAACAGGCCACUGGUAGAAGGGGAUGCCAGAGGUAAGCCAGAAAAUCCACUCCCAAAAACAUUUGAUGAAGCUCUCAAUGCUCUGGAAAAAGACACCGUCCUGAAAACUGCACUGGGCAAAGAAUUCAUUGAAGACUACAUUGCCUUAUGUAAGGAGUUUCAGCUGGAGAAGCUAAAAGACUCUUUGGUUAAAGAACCGAGUGAACGCUUUGAGGCUGCCAGGGCACUUUUCUUAUACAAUUUAUAAAAUUGCUUAAGAAUAAUACCUGGCUGUUAGUUUACAACUUGGAAAAUCAUUGUUAUUAUCAUUAUGGGGCUCAAAUCUCUAAUUUAGCAAGUUGCAACCAGGGCGGCAUAGUUGUUAAUCUCUGUCUUAUAACCUAUUAAUGUUCCUACAUUCAGUGGCACAACUAGGGGGGUGAAAAGGCCGACUGCCCCAGGAGGUACUUUAGGGAGAGUAGCAAAUUCAUUUUUCUUAAGUUAACUUUUUACAUUGACCUAUUAAAAUUAAACUUAAGUGAAAUUUGCUUUUGGAAUAGAAAACUAUAUAUUUUUUAUAUAAUAAAAUACCUGUACUAACUGUGCAAUCAUGAUUAGUAAUAAUUUUCAAUCUUGCUUUGCAAGCAUUGAAAUCUAAAAGUGAAAGCUAAAAUUAGCUAAAAUUCAGUGAUUAAAAAAACAUAACAAUUGAAGAGCUAUACAUACUAUAUUUACUUCCAUUAGGCUGCUUCAUAUUUUUAAUUUUUUUAAAAGAUCAUCUUUUAAUUUGUGCCCCAAAAAGAAACAUAAUGUUUUUUUGGACAGUUCUACACUUACAAAUUGAACUCCCAUUAAUUACUGAUUUAUUUCAAAGUUAUUUCAGCUUUGAAAGAUGUUUCUAAUUUUUUUUUACAAAAUAUUUUACAAACAUAAAAAUUUCCCAAAAUUGUGGGCCGAUUUAUAAAGCAAUGUUAACUAAGCAUUUGGAGACAUUAUUAUUAAUAGGUGGUUUUAUAUAGCGCAGUACCCCAACCUAGGGCUAGGCUCACUGCACUUGACAUGAAAAUUAGCAAUUACAUAAACUUAGGCUAUACAUUUAAAAACAACAAUAGGUCCAAAGCUUGACCUCACCCACCCAAGUACUAUCUACCCCGGUCUAGCCAUGGACAGCACCCAGCAGAAUUGAGCAUUGUUUAUCAGUCAGAGGGGGGUGAGAAUGAUGUGUCUGUAUAGUACAGUUUAAAAAGAUGGAUCUUGGGGGCAGUUUUGAAGGCUGUGAUGGUCAUUUACUUAAGGGAAAAAAUUUAUUCAUCUGCAAAUGACAAGUGUAACCCAAACUGUACAAACAAAGGAAUGAAAUGUUGCUGCAUAAUAUUAAAAUUAAAAAUAAUUCUUAUCAUGAGCACUAAGGCUUUACUGAAUAUAGUGUAGAGCGUCAAUUUCCUGAACUAAAUGGGACCUGUGGUAUUUCGGAUACCAAAUAUUUGGAUAACCAAUGACACCCACGCAUAAAGGAUUAGUGGACAUUAUAUAAAAAUAUUCCUACUUAAUUUUUAUGUAAGCAUCGUGCAUAAUUGUACAGUGUAUUAAUCAUACCAUCGGAGUCGGCUGAUUGAGGUCAAAAGCCAGUGAGGACAGGAUUUUUUUCUAUGCAAAGAUGUAUUUCCAAAACCAGAUGACUUACGGUCACUUGAACUAUGCAGACGUGUAUAACAUAUUGUAAGGCGUUUAGGCCCCCCUUUAUUUCCCCUUAAUGUAAAUCUCAAAAUGAAGUGUACAAGAUGGAUGUUGCAAAAGUUGUAACAUUUAUUUUUUUUUUUAAUUUUCUCAAAACUUUAAGGGCAUGUCUUACAAUCAGGAGCAGUCUAUGCUAGAAACAAUACAUUACCCAUAUAUAAAUUGACAAGUUUGAAGAUUGCAUAAUCCCAGAUGAGUCACCACAUGUACAGUAGGUAUGAGACCGAAAUCAUUUCCGGUGAUUAUACCGGUACGCAAAUGUUUUAUUCAAUACAUAUUGCUUAUGGAAAUAAUAAUAAGUAUUAAAAAAAAAGGCAAGGACAGUUCAGAUAACCAAAGUUUCAGAUACACAGCAUUUGAAAACUCAACACUCUACUGUUCUGAUAAUUUUUUAUUGGAGGGGAUGCAAUAUUUGGAGGAAGCCCCUGUUGGCUUUGGUCAAAGUUUGCCACUGCCUACAUUGUUUUAUGAAACAAGCAGAGUGUCAACAUAUGGAGUUAUAUCAUUAAGAUAUUGAAUAUUGACGUUUACAGGUAUCAAAUUGUUUUAUUUGAAAAAUUGGUUACUUAUUAUUUCUGUGUUAACAUCUCAUUGCAGUAGUAUUGUAGAUUACUAGGAGUAAUAAUUUUGUUAAUGGGGUUUUUCUCACAAUUCAUGCUUUUGGUCUAUCUAUGAAUUGUAUAAUUAACAGGUUUUUAAGCUUAUAAAUAUAACUGUUGACCUUGUAUUGUGUUGUAUUUGUUAUGUUUCAGUUUGUAUUUAUCCUUUCUUUAUAUGCGGGUAACAUGGCAGAUUGAGGUUUCUGCCAGAAAAAUGAAUCUACUAACAAAAUAGUAUUUAAUGUUUGUGAACACUUAGCACAAUGUUAUUUAUUUUUAAAAUUAAACAUUAAUUAUACCAUCAUAUUCAUACGCAGCUUGCAAAAGGCAAAACGUUGUAUUUUGAAUGAUAGACGAGUAAGAAUUGAAGACAUUUUAAUGGACAAUGCUUUUUUAAAAGGGCUAAUAUUGUAGCAUAAUACCCAAUGCAAUGUAGAAAGUAUAAAAUAAGCCAUUCAUAGCAUAGUAACCUGUUCUGGUGUAAACACGUCAAUAAAACAACAGUGCAGUGGACAACUGGAUUUUUUAACUUACUACCAAAAUUCUAACGUUUUUCAAAACAUGUUUUGAUCAUAAUUUGAUGUGUCAUUAGUCAUAUGAUAUGUGUUUUUAGCUUUUAUUAUAAUUAUAAUACCCCUCCACUAAAAUUGUGAAAUAGGGUCAAUAUUUUUGUGACACUAGGUGACCGACUAGGUAUAUCAUUCCAGAAAUUUUUUUUUUUUUAAAAUAAUAAUAAUAAUUGAUAAUCAAUGUUUUUGCUUUCUUUUAAUCAAUAUUUUGUUUUUCUUUUUAAAACUUGAUAGGUUUGUUAUUGUGUAAUAUAGGUGUUGGGUUAUUGUUUUCAGAGCUACCAAACCUUGGGAAAGUUCCCAACAAUAUCUUCGGAAUUCACAACACCUCAUGCGAUCUUGGGAAUAACUAUGAAAAUCAAGCGAAACCUUUGAAAAUACUACUAUUAGGUUGGAGAGAAAAUAAAUUGAUAAUUCAUUAAAAAAAAAAAGCAAUAAAAUUAGAAAAUAAUGGGAAAAUAUUAUUUUUAAAUCAAACAAAGAACAAAUUAUUUGCUUUACUACUUUUCAAUUUUGAAA
Messenger RNA from Lymnaea stagnalis (great pond snail), 8660 nucleotides. NCBI's taxonomy places the organism in Eukaryota, Metazoa, Mollusca, Gastropoda, Lymnaeidae. The record is from the annotation of a GenBank genome assembly.